AGAGAGAGAGAGAGAGAGAGAGAGAGAGAGAGAGGGAGGGAGGGUGAGGGAGGAAAAUAAGAGCCAUCAGUCCAUCUAUCUGCCUCUCCUGGAUAUUAUUAUUUUUUGGGGGGGGUCUCUUUAUUUCCUUCAUCUGUUAUUUUUCGCUCAUAUUUAACCACCAAGUUAGUUUGCGGGUUUAUUUUGUGUCUUUGCAGACUUCGCCUCUCGCCUCUAAUCCUCUUUCUGCACUCAUUGCAUGGGACGCCAGCAGAAGACAUCCGCAUUUCUCUCUCUCUCUGCUCUUUAUUUUUUAUUUUGUCAUCUCUGAUCGAUCGCAACCAACCAACCGACCGACAACGACCGACCGAACCGGAUCUGUAAACACCGUGUGAGUCGGGUUUGCUCCUUGAAGGUUGACAGCAACUCCUGCAGGGCUCAGCCGAGUCUGAGGAUGAAUUAGACUCGGUCAACAUGGUGCCAUUUUGGAGAUAAGUCCCCCCUUUUUCUUUCUCCUUCUUCCACAGUUCGUUUCUUUUCCAUUUCUUUCUUCUCCUUCUUCAUGGGACGGGCGGUAAAGCGGGACGUCGGGUGGAGAUACUGAAGCGCACCCUUACGCCUGUCACCUGUCCGCUCACCUUUUUUUUUUUUUUUUUUUUUUGACGGCGCGCCUGUCAAUUAGCGUCACUAAUUGGAUUAUUCUGAUCUUGAACUUACAAGCCUGCAGGUUGCUCUUCACCUCCUCCUCCUCCUCCACCUCCCCCCACCUCCUCCUCCCUUUAGAAGUUAUGUCAAGGCCUCUCACUCAGCUCUUACCGCCUGACCUCCCUGCCGGGGCUACGAGCCCCCAGUUUGGGGCCAGCAACCCGGCUGGAAGUGGCCCUCAAGGUGGACACCUGACCUCCAUGACCAACCUGAAGUCGCUGCUCCAGCUGCCAAUCAAGGCCGACCAGAGAGCCACCAAGGACUGCUGCGAGAUGAAAGACAAAGACAAGCCCCUGGACUCUGAUGAAGAGCCGAUGGGUGUCAAUGCCGGAGGACAGGGUGGGGUUGGAGGAGCCCCUGGGUCCGGCGCGUUGCGACCCAACUCCCAGUCAGCCUUCCUGGGCCCGCUGCUGUGGGAGCGGACCCUGCCGUGUGACGGAGGCCUGUUCCAGCUGCAGUACAUGGACCUGGAGGAGUUCCUGACCGAGAACGGGAUGGGGAUGCACAGCAACGGGCCCAGCUCCACCAGCGCCCAGAUCCCAUCCCAGAGCUCUCAGUCGGCCGUGCCCAACCAGAGCUCCCAGUGUCCUCCAACCAGUCCUCCGCCCUGCUCCUCCUCGUCCUCCUCCAUGUCCUCUUCAUCCUCCUCUUCCUCGCUGCUGGGACUGGAGACCGUCCAGCCGCAACCGCCGCCGCCGCCACCACCUCAGCAGCAGCAGCAGCAGCAGCAGCAGCAGCAAGGCAUGAUGGGAGGACCUGAGUGUCUACAUGGCGGUCAGGCGGUGCCUCAGGACCCGUCACCUUCUUCUACCUGCCCUCCGGGACCCCCUGGACCUCAGGCGGGCGCCAACGGCAGCAGUGACAUCAUGGUGAAUUUUGAUCCUGACCCAGCAGACUUGGCGCUUUCCAGCGUGCCGGGUCAGGAGGCGUUCGACCCGCGGCGGCACCGCUUCUCCGACGAGGAGCUGAAACCCCAGCCGAUGAUCAAGAAGGCCCGCAAGAUGCUGGUCCCCAACGAGCAGAAGGAUGAGAAGUACUGGAGCCGGCGCGUCAAGAACAACGAGGCGGCGAAGCGCUCGCGGGACGCCCGGCGGCUGAAGGAGAACCAGAUCUCGGUGCGGGCCGCCUUCUUGGAGAGGGAGAACGCCGCCCUUCGCCAGGAGGUCGCCGACAUGAGGAAAGAGCUGGGCCGCUGCAGGAACAUCAUCAACAAGUACGAGAGUCGACACGGAGACUUGUGAGGCGGGAAGGAGGACGAAGAAGAUGAUGAUGAAGGAGGAAGGGGCGGGACGGGAGGAGGAAAUGAGAAAAGGGUACAAGGCAACCCAACAACAGCAGCACUUUAGUUGAAGUGGCGAGGGGGGAGGGAGGCCGGCGUAGAUCUGCAGUAAGCGCUGUGCGACACCGGGCGCAAACACGAAAAGGUUUGUUUUUGUAAAGGCGCGUUCUCUGCUUCAAGGAUGCCACGACAGGAAAGCACAGCAACGCUUUUUAUUUUUAUUUCCCUUCCCGGUUUGACUCUCUUUGUACAUGCUGCUUCGUUGAACCCACACAACGUACUGUAUCACCUUGUGUCACCUCGGCAGCUUUUAACGGUCACCAAACCCCCCCUUCUCUCUCUCUCCGUUCGGUGCUGUUGUGCUUACGGCCGGUGUCGCACGGCGUUUUUGCAGGUAGUGCGUUUCCCGGCCGACGCUCCAGUCAGUUCAAACAGGGUGUUGAAUUCACAUUAUGCCAGUGAAAUCUCACUUUUUAAGCUCAAGGCACGGAUACAAGCCAGGACAGGUCAGAUGUGUAAUUUUUUUCUAUAAAUAGGACAAAAAAAAAACAUGUAUAUUUUUGAACUGGGCAGGAAGGCAAGACUAGUCCAGCAUAAAGGAGGCGGAGGAGGAGGAGAAAGAGGGGCAGGGUUUUCGUCCAUAACGCAAAGAGAUUUUGACAUAGGAUUAUUGUAUAUUUUUCUAUUAGCAGAGAUAGUCCGGAGGAAGAUUUUGGAGAUAAUCUUUUGUAUAUUUUAUAUAUGGGGCGGGGAGGGGCUGUUAGCUGGACAGUCACGGGGCCACACAAAAAACGCUUUUUUCCUCCCAGCUGUUUAUCGCUAAACAAAAACAAAAAAAUCUAUUUUCGAUUUCACGCGGAGCCGGUUGGUCGAGACAGGCGGAUAGGCGUCAACAGAGAAUGUAUCACGGUUGAAUCAGGUAUUUUACACGGUGCGAGACGACGAGGCAAAAGGUAUCUUAGUAACGAUUGUUUUUCGGCGAGGCGUCGGCGAGGAAGGGACGGUGAAACAACAAAAAAAAUUGUAUAGUUUUAAAGAAAUUUCUUGUGUUUCGUUUUUGUUUUUGUUUUUUUCUUUGUGGGCUCGUUCAAGCACUUGAUUUGUUAUCUUCUAUUUGAUUCCGUGUCUGAUUUUAUUUUUUGAAAAUAAUCGCAGGGUUGUGUUUUUUUUUUUGUUUUUGUUUUGUUUUUUAAAUUUUGUUUUUUGAAGGUUGAAGGAGGAAAAAAAAAGGAGAGAGAGAGAGAGAGAGGAAGUAAUUAGCCAUCAGAACAGCUGGAUGUGAGCAGAUGUUUGGAAAUAAAUAAGGUGGAGGAUUUCGCUGGCAGGUUUGCAAUUUAGUUUGGUGUCUUGCUCACACACACACACACAUAUAACACACACAUAUUAAGACACACAACAUGGUUGCAGUCUUUCUCUCUCUGUAUUUACUCCUCGAUUUGUCCAGGAUGUGCAAAAAUGAAAUACUAACUGGUUUAGGGUUGAUUUGCCCAGUGACUGAAACCUUCAGCAUGCAGACACACUACAAACACACACCCAGGUUUUAACCCUUAUUGUUGUUGUUGAUGUUGUUAUGGACUUCUUUGGUGCUGAUCUGAUCUGAUCCUUCACCCGACACGCACAAACACACACAAACAGAAAUCACACACACAAAUAACAUUAAAAAAUUUAAUAAAUAAAAAAAAACAACACUUCCAGCAUCUCAAACACAGUACUGAACUGCCUAUACCCUUUCUUUGUCUUUUAUUCCUUAUUUUUAGUUUACUUUUUCUUUCUUUCGUUGCAUAUUGUAUCGAUAAAUCGUAUAUAGAUUUACACACAAACACUUGUCUAUACCUCUCCUUCAAACUUUACCCAAUGAGAAACGAGAAAUGCACCCUACUGCUACUGUACCAUACAACUGUACUAUUGAAUAUUAAACUAUUCUCUCACUAGAUAUAUAUGUAUAUGAUAUAUGCUUGAAUUAUGUGAUUAUAGUUGUAAUAUACAUAAUUGAAUAUAUUACAGAGAAACCCAUCUGAA
This is a messenger RNA of Larimichthys crocea (large yellow croaker), 3982 nucleotides long. It is a transcript of the gene dbpa, whose product is annotated as D site albumin promoter binding protein a. Gene Ontology annotation, molecular function: RNA polymerase II cis-regulatory region sequence-specific DNA binding; DNA-binding transcription factor activity, RNA polymerase II-specific. The coding region runs from base 768 to 1925 and encodes 385 amino acids. Lineage: Eukaryota; Metazoa; Chordata; Actinopteri; Sciaenidae. The record is from RefSeq and is a predicted model, not a curated record. The transcript has 6 exons. Gene Ontology annotation, biological process: regulation of transcription by RNA polymerase II. Gene Ontology annotation, cellular component: nucleus.